Messenger RNA from Lucilia sericata (common green bottle fly), 339 nucleotides. Its product is annotated as holotricin-3-like. The record is from RefSeq and is a predicted model, not a curated record. The coding region runs from base 1 to 339 and encodes 112 amino acids. The transcript has 2 exons. Lineage: Eukaryota; Metazoa; Arthropoda; Insecta; Diptera; Calliphoridae.
AUGGCUGGUUAUGGUGGUAGAAAUGAUAGUGGCAGUCAUGUUCCUCAAGUGGGUGGUGCUCAUGGUGGUAGUGAUGGUAACAGCUUUGGUGGUGGUCAUGGAAACCAACAUUGUGGUGCAUUUAGUGGAAAUCAAGGUGGUAACCAAGGGGAUCCUGGAAUCAGUCACGCUGCUCAAGGCAACCAUGUUGGCCAACAUGGUGGUUUAGGAGGUGAUCAUAAAACUGUUGGUUAUAGUGGUCACCAAGAAGGUCAUAAUGUCAAUAACGGUACUCAUGUCAACCAAGUUGGUCAUGGUAGCCACACUGUUUAUGUUGGAGAUGAGAAACUUCAAUAUUAG